Messenger RNA from Nymphaea colorata (pocket water lily), 2481 nucleotides. Its product is annotated as RNA polymerase sigma factor sigA. The transcript has 11 exons. Gene Ontology annotation, biological process: regulation of DNA-templated transcription; DNA-templated transcription initiation. NCBI's taxonomy places the organism in Eukaryota, Viridiplantae, Streptophyta, Magnoliopsida, Nymphaeales, Nymphaeaceae. Gene Ontology annotation, molecular function: DNA-binding transcription factor activity. The record is from RefSeq and is a predicted model, not a curated record. The coding region runs from base 630 to 2153 and encodes 507 amino acids.
UCGCUACGCAGGGAGAGAGAGAGUGAUGCACAUGAUCACCCCACGAUCUUCCCUGAGCCACUCGAUCCUCUCCCCACCAAAUAUCACCCACUCCCGCCCCUCUCUAAGCACCAACCAUCCGACCCACCAUAUCCUCUCUCUCUCUCUCUCUGUGGCGGGCAGAGAGCAAAGGAACCUCGUUUCUUCUUAGAGCAUCCGACGAGAUCGUCCUCUAUUUCCGAGUGAGAGCGGAACGCCUUAUGUUCUACCUUUAUCGCGAUCGGUGCGUUUAGACGGAAAUCGAUUAGUUAGUCUCCUUCACUAUCCCGAUCGUUUCUGCCGCAUCUCGUUUCCGUAACAUUGUUGGUCAUUGUCAAGCAAAAUGCUGAUACUGUGGGAGUGAUGAUGCCAAUGCUAUUGGAUCUCUCGUUGCGAUUGCUUAGCUCUCGGGAUUCAAUGUCAUCUGUCCGCGGCUUGUUGCUGAUGCUGGAUGCCGAAGCUUUGGCAUAAGGAGUACCUUGCAUUGGUUUGUAAUUGCAUCCUCAGCUUAUUGUGACAACUGUUCUGCUUUAAUAAAUUAAGUAAAAUGAAGCUGGGCCUAUUUUCCGCUGAAGUUUUACGUGUGUGCUGACUUGGUGAAAAUCAUCAUAAUGGCUACUGCAGCAGUGGUUGGACUAAGCACAGGGAAGAGGCUUCUAAGUUCUUCAUUCUUCACUCUUGAUUUAGCCGAGAAAAUUUUCCCAAUUCAUGAUCAUGGGGCCACAUACUUUUUUGCAUCUUCUCAAAGGAAUGUCAUUGUUUCGAAAAAAUCUUCCAGUUUCAGCUCCAGGUUUCCAUCUGGUCAGCACAUACAGUCAAUGAAAUCCCUUAAAGAGCACUCUGAUAUGCCAUCUGUUCAUUCUACUACGGAGACAUGCUUUCAAAGUUCAAACUUUUUUGAGCAACAAACAGGAUUGGAUGUUGAAUCUACAUUGGAAGUUCUCAUACUUCUCCAGAAGUCCAUGCUGGAAAAGCAAUGGAACCUUUCACUUGAGCAACAAAGGACAAGUGAUGCAUUAAAAAGGAACUCUAAAGAAAUUGAAGUGACUCGUUCAGGGUUAUCUGCAAGGCAGCGAAGAACCAAUCUGAGGAUGAAGUUACAAAAUCAAGCCAUCUGUAAGAUACCUGCAAGCAAAAGGAGGCAGGUUGGUUCUAAUAUCAACCGAGAAUUGCUGCAGAGUCAUGUACCUGGUUAUCUGAAAGGUAUAUCAAAUGAUGGUUUACUCACCCACACUGAAGUUGUUCACCUAUCAGAGAAGAUCAAGGCUGGGAUGCAUCUUGAGAAACAUAGACAGAGGUUGAAAGAGAGACUGGGAUUUGAGCCUUCUGAUGAACAAAUUGCUUCUUCCUUGAAAAUAUCCCGUGCUGAAUUAAAUUCACAAAUGAUUGAAAGCUCUUUGGCACGAGACAAACUGACAAUGAGUAACGUGCGCCUUGUUAUGUCUAUUGCGCAAAAAUAUGAUAACAUGGGAACUGAAAUGGCCGACCUGAUUCAGGGUGGUCUAAUUGGAUUGCUACGUGGCAUUGAGAAGUUCGACUCCUCGAAGGGUUUCAGGAUCUCGACAUAUGUUUAUUGGUGGAUACGUCAGGGAGUUUCAAGAGCUAUGAUCGAGAACUCAAGGACACUAAGAUUGCCUACCCAUUUGCAUGAAAGAUUAAACUUAAUAAGGAAUGCUAAGACAAGACUGAAAGAGAAGGGAAUAACGCCUUCUGUAGCGAUGAUAGCAGAAAGUUUGAAUAUGUCAGAAAAGAAGAUCACUAAUGCAACAGAGGCAACCAAUAAGAUAUUCUCCCUUGAUAGGGAUGCAUUUCCAUCAUUGAAUGGUCUUCCUGGAGAUACUUUCCAUAGCUACAUUGCAGAUAACAAUCUCACAAACAACCCAUGGCAUGGGGUAGAAGAAUGGUCCCUCAAGGAUGAAGUUAACAGGCUUAUUAGUUCAACACUUGUAGAGCGGGAGCAGGAUAUAGUGCGACUUUACUAUGGAUUGGAUAGAGAAUCACACACAUGGGAGGAUAUUAGCAAACAGAUUGGAUUAUCAAGAGAGAGAGUUAGACAAGUGGGACUUGUUGCCCUGGAGAAGCUGAAGCUUGCAGCCAGAAUGCAGAGGCUUGAGGCUAUGCUGGUUAAACAUUAGUUGGUGGUCAUUUUUUUCGUCCCCAGCGGUCUGGGUUAUUUAUUUAAUAGUUGUAUAUAGCAUACCUCCACCUUUUUCGGCUUUAGGUGAACAUAAAAAACAAAAAAGAAGGUUUCUCGAAGGAGAGGAAUUUUAUCCUUGAGCCUGUCUGCAGGAACUUCAGCAACUAGGCGGCUUGAUGUUAAUACCGGUUUGGGCAGAAGACAGAGAAUGGAAUUAGAUUAGAAAAAACUUGUAUCCUAAAAAGCAACAAGACUGGCUAUAUGUAUGUAAAAUAUAAUUUUUUUUUGUAUUAUAUAAAUAUGUCCUUGCUUCGUGCCUGCAUCAA